Messenger RNA from Trichogramma pretiosum, 507 nucleotides. It is a transcript of the gene Cox6c, whose product is annotated as cytochrome c oxidase subunit 6C. The coding region runs from base 127 to 357 and encodes 76 amino acids. NCBI's taxonomy places the organism in Eukaryota, Metazoa, Arthropoda, Insecta, Hymenoptera, Trichogrammatidae. The transcript has 3 exons. The record is from RefSeq and is a predicted model, not a curated record.
CUUCAAGUGUGUCAGCUGUAGUCUGUAUUCUCAAUUAUUAUCUAUAGUAUAUACUGUCUGCCUUCUGCACAGUAGAUUUUUCAUCGUCGAAAAUUUUUGUGUUUGAUUAUCAAAAAGGAAUUAAAGAUGGCUGGUGCGAUUCCAAAGCCCCAAUUGAAACGACUUUUGGAAGCCAAAAUUAAGGCCAGUUUGGUCGGAGCUGUCGCAGUAACAGCUCUUUCUGGAGUUUUGUGGUAUGGUCUAGUCAUGGCUCCUAGGAAAAAAGCAUAUGCUGAUUUUUAUAAAACAUAUGAUGCAGAAAAGCAGCUUAAAAUUAUGUGCGAUGCUGGUCUCAUGCAAUCUUGCGGUCCCAAUUAAUAUUAUUUAUCCGAAUGUAAAUAUAUAGUGAAAUGUAAUAUUGUUUUACAAUUUUGAUUAUUUUGCUAGAUUCAAUGUCGAUUAAGGUUGUCAAAUAAUGAACAGGACAACAUGUUAAUUAUUGAUACAAAUAAAAAUAUUUAAGCUUCA